AUUUAAGUAUGAGGAUUUUCAGGGCAGCUGCGUGUAUGUCUCCGGCGCCAAAAUUCCUAAAACCCUAAAUGCCGCUGAUAACUUAACGAUGAAAUCACUGAUCUUUCCAACAAGAACAGCCGCGAUCUUAAUUCCAAAUCUUGUUUUUAAUCCGUCUAACUCGCUUUCUUCCAUUUCUAAUUUCUUACCUGUUAGAAACCCUAAUUAUCUCCCUCAACUACGUCGUCUUAGAUUAUCCUCAGCUUAUUCUUCGCCAAUCACCGAAGAAAACGGCCAUUGCCACCAAACUGAGGGUGAAAUUCACGUAAUUGUGGGCCCUAUGUUCGCUGGAAAAACCACCACUUUGCUUCGCCGGAUUAAAUCUGAAAGCUCUAAUGGCAGAAAUGCAGCUGUUAUAAAGUCUAGUAAGGAUACAAGAUAUGGAUUGGAUUCAAUUGUGACACAUGAUGGGGAGAAGCUUUCAUGUUGGCCACUUGAAGCUUUAUCAUCAUUCAAAGAAAGAAUUGGUCUUGAAGCUUAUCAUAAGCUAGAGGUGAUUGGAAUUGAUGAAGCUCAGUUUUUUGAAGACUUGUAUGAUUUCUGCAUUAAAGCUGCUGACCAUGAUGGCAAAACUGUAAUUGUUGCUGGCUUGGAUGGUGAUUAUUUGCGGAGGAGCUUUGGGGUGCUAGAUAUAAUACCGAUUGCAGAUACUGUAACGAAAUUAAAGGCACGAUGUGAGAAACCAUUAUUUGACUGGUCAAAAGGUCAAACAGUCUGCAAGAAAUGUUCUGGAAACACAUAA
Messenger RNA from Lactuca saligna, 781 nucleotides. NCBI's taxonomy places the organism in Eukaryota, Viridiplantae, Streptophyta, Magnoliopsida, Asterales, Asteraceae. The record is from the annotation of a GenBank genome assembly.